UCCCUCCCGCGGCUGCCGGCCUAGUCGCCUUUUUCUGAGCCUCGGACUGGAGUGAGCGCUGAGCCGGCCCAGAGUGAAGGCAAGGCGGGGGCCGGUCGGAGCCUCGAUGCGGCCCCUUUCUCCCUCGAGGACGGGCAGAGGCCGGUGAAGAUGGCUGCCGGUCACCACCAGCGCUGGAGGCCUUGGAGAAGGGGGCCGAUAGGAGAGCCGGAAACGGAGGAGCCGUCUGCACACGUCGGCCGGCAGCUGGGCGAACCGGGGAAGUUUGCCUACGCCGCUCUUUGUGCUGUAUCCUUGGCAUCGCUGUUUCCAGAGCAAGCCGAAAGCUCGUAUCGGACGGGAUUCGUCGAGAGCCUGGUGCGGUGGCUAGACCUCCCGGAAGGCGUCUUGCCUGCGAUGCAGGCCUUUGCCGGCGGCUUGGGAGGCGAAGGGACAGACACCUUUGCUCAGAUCCUCUUGAAGGACCCCGUCCUGAAAGACAACUCUGACAUCAUCACCCAAGAUCUCGUGGCCUUUUCCCUCAAAGAUGGCUACUAUGAUGCCCGAGCAAGAGUGCUCCUCUCUCACGUCACCUGGCUUUUAAGAAUCCCGUUGACUGAGCUGGAGGCCUCGGAGGAACGACUUCUUGAAUGCUUGAAAGAUGAAGAAGAAGAAGAAUCUGCAACGGCGGAGGCAUCGCGGAAGAGGAAAGAGAAGAAGAAGAAGCUAAAGCGGUACUUGCUGAUCGGUUUGGCGACUAUUGGAGGAGGGACGGUGAUCGGUCUGACGGGAGGCCUCGCCGCCCCUCUGGUGGCGGCCGGAGCCGCGACCGUCAUCGGAAGUGCCGGAGCGGCCGCCCUGGGCUCGACAGCUGGGAUCGCUGUCAUGGCGUCGCUCUUUGGAGCAGCGGGAGCCGGUCUCACCGGUUACAAGAUGAAGAAGCGUGUGGGAGCCAUUGAAGAGUUUGAGUUUCUCCCGCUAACUGAGGGGAAGCAACUCCACAUCACCAUCGCGAUCACUGGUUGGCUUUCUACGGGCAAAUAUGGGAGUUUCACGGCCCCGUGGAAUAGCCUGCUGCAGUCGAAAGAGCAGUACUGCUUAGCCUGGGAGUCCAAGUACCUGGUGGAGCUUGGAAACACCCUCGACGCCUUGCUGAACGGGCUGGUGAAUGUGGUGGCCCAGGAGGCCCUGAAGUACACGGUAUUGUCGGGGAUCGUCACCGCCCUGACCUGGCCUGCUUCACUGCUCACAGUCGCCAGCGUGAUCGAUAACCCCUGGGGUGUGUGUCUUCAUCGCUCGGCCGAAGUCGGGAAGCACUUGGCGCAGAUUCUGCUCAAGCGGCAACAGGGCAAACGGCCUGUUACGCUGGUUGGAUUUAGUCUUGGUGCCAGGGUCAUCUACUUCUGCCUCCAGGAAAUGGCCAAGGAAGAAGAUUGCAAAGGGAUCAUUGAAGAUGUGGUUCUGUUGGGGGCACCCGUGGAAGGAGAAGCCAAGCACUGGAAACCGUUUACCAAGGUCGUUUCGGGCAAGAUCAUCAACGGCUACUGUAGGGGAGACUGGCUGCUGGGCUUUGUGUACCGGACGUCCUCCGUCCAACUCCACGUUGCCGGACUUCAGCCAGUUGACCUGGACGACCGGAGGAUGAUCAACGUGGAUCUCUCCUCUGUCGUCAGCGGCCACCUGGACUACAUGAAGCAGAUGGACACGAUCCUGAAGGCCGUGGGCCUCAAAACCAAGCAGUGCCGUCUGGAAGAGAGGGGAGAUCUCACCCUCCUCUCCGCUGAGCCCAAGGAAAGCCAGGAGGAGGCCCCAUGUGUAGACACUCGGGAAGAGCAAAACCUGCUGGGAGGAGGAGAAAGUGGCAGCCAUGACGGCGGCAGUGAUGACUGCUGGUCAUGGGAGCCAGUGCCCAGCCGCGGAUCGUGCCCAAGGGAACCUCCAGAGGGGGCAGAUUCUGAGCCGAGCAGUCUCCUCGAUGCCGAAAGGGACCCACAACUUCCUGGCUUGGAAGACCCCUUCCCCACCAGCUCCUCAGGAAUAACUGGCCACUGCGACCGCUCUGCAAGCCCUCUUUCUCCAACCGUCCGAUAAUGCACGAGGUGGCAGGGCAUGAUGGUGGUUGUAGUACUUGCACAGAGUCUGCCAUAAAUCUCCCACGGGGCUGGCGCCUCUUAGUGCUUGAUGGUGGCGAGACCGAUCGUGCAGGAUUGGGCCAAAGGACUUAUUUUUGUAAAAAAAGUAUUUCUCCCCCCACAAAACCAUGAAUUGGGUACCACUGAAAAUCUCGCGAGCAUGACGGAGGUGCCCGUCCCUUUUAUUCUUUUCUGUGGCUUCUGUUAAUAGGAGAUGCUAGUCCUGGAAGCCAGCAGUUAGUAACUACUGUUCUUCCUCCAUGAGCAUAUCUGGGCCUUUAAAAAGGCCGUCUAAGUUACUUGUAUAUUGCAUUAAUUCCUUCUUAUGUGAUUUCCUCAGUUGAUUUCCCCUUAAGUUCUGAUAUAAACAGAGAGGGGAGAAGGGUAUCCUGCUUCCGAAUAUGGAGGUUCUGUUCUAUACUGUCAGUUUUUCAGAACUGUUAGUUACCUAACUAACAUAUUGACUGUUUUAUGUCAGUGUAUGUAGCCUAGGGCUGUCUGCUCUGGCUGGCAGACAGGGUCAGAUCAUUGGCCCAUCUAGUUCAGUGUAGCCUACCCUGACGGGCAGACCCUCUUGAGGGUCAGGGGCCUCUUUGAACUGGAGAGGGAACCUGGGAGCUUCUGCAUGCAAAGUGUGUGCUCUCCCCACACUCACAGAUCUAUUACCCAUCGCCAUAUCUUGUGGCAAAGAGUUCCUAAGAUUUCCUAAGAACUCUUGUGGCAAAGAGUUCCUAAGAUUUAAGUUCAGAGUGAGAAGGGAGAGAGCUUGCAGGAGACUUAACAAGGUCUGUGUAACCGAAAAAGACACACCCCUAUUUAUUUACAAAUUCACAGGGUUCUGUACGUGGCAGAAAGGUGGGAUAUAAAAUGCAACAAAGCUUUGCUUGGCUUAUGGGGCCAAACCAAAUAAUGCAUGUGAAGUAUCCUUGCGUACUAAGGAAAGUCCUGUAGUCCUGAUCCAGAACUUGAUUCCGAUCCAUCGGUAGAUCUCGUAGCUAGACCUCCAAUCAGAACUCUGUUUCCCCAGCCCCCCGUAUGGCAGAUCUAGCCUUGCCAUUGGACCCAAUUUCCAUUUGCAACCCACUUGUUGUCAUUUCAUCCUUCGGGUCUACCUGGAAUGCAAGGCGGGACCAUGGCAGCUUGGGCAGGAUUCCUGUGAAGCUUUGUUAAAAGCAAUUCCAGUUUCUGUGAACUGCGAGCGGAAGGUGGGCUUCCGGUCCGCUACUGUUUAAGAAAAAUAUUUAUUUUGUCAGGAACACUGAAAGGUUGGGCAUUAAGAGGAUUUGCAGGAGAGAUGUGUGGGUGUGCCUGCUGGGAAAUAAAGCAAUUGUAUUAAU
Messenger RNA from Hemicordylus capensis (graceful crag lizard), 3448 nucleotides. RefSeq names its product transmembrane and coiled-coil domains 4 (gene TMCO4). Bases 151 to 2070 code for a protein of 639 amino acids. NCBI's taxonomy places the organism in Eukaryota, Metazoa, Chordata, Lepidosauria, Squamata, Cordylidae. The transcript is spliced from 14 exons. The record is from RefSeq and is a predicted model, not a curated record.